Messenger RNA from Aspergillus pseudotamarii, 994 nucleotides. RefSeq lists its product as uncharacterized. Bases 137 to 667 code for a protein of 176 amino acids. Lineage: Eukaryota; Fungi; Ascomycota; Eurotiomycetes; Eurotiales; Aspergillaceae. The record is from RefSeq and is a predicted model, not a curated record. The transcript has a single exon.
AUUUAAACAGGAGAGAUCAUCGGCACCGGCGACGAGGCGUAAACGGAGACUACUUCCGUAGAAGUAGAGACUGGACCGAGGAAGUGAAGAAGGAACGGAGGGGUCGCAUGUAGUAGUGAGACCAGGAUCCAAGCGAAUGUGUGUUAGCCGCGGCACUAUUAUGUGCUCAGGGGUUUCGAAUAGAGUAGUGAUAUCCGAGAUGCAGGGGGAUUGGAUGACUUCUGGGAAUAACAAACAUGACUAUGAGGAAUUUUUAGAGGGAAGAGGUCAACUCCCCCGGGGGGUUAUGGCUGUAUUUAUCAUGUCCACCCCUUUUGAUGUUUCGGGUAACGACAGAGAGUUUAGGUCCCGGGAGAAGACGAACUUGCAGAUUAUUCGCCAAGGAUUCCCUGAGUUUCCUUCCAGUAUGGAUCCUCCCCCAGUCAUUGUGGUGGACGAGGCACCUUUGUGUGUGCGUGUGCGUGUGCGCAAGGGCAGAUGCCACACCCGCGAUAUGCCCUCUGAAAAGAUAAAAAUGUCGAUCGCUCUGAUUGAUGGAGAUCCAAGAACGGAGUUCAAGGGAGGUUGGGCCCCGACGAUGGUUUGUCGGUCACAAGCAAAAAGAAGUGGAGGUCUUGCGUGGGGUUUUUCUUUUUGGCUCUUUCAAGUCUUCUGCACUUCCAUCUAAAUUUCCCGAUUCGGUAAUGCUAGGGCCUUCGCAUCCUCGGGAUUGGAUUAUUAUUCGGAGGUCCCAACCGUGAGAACCCCGAAUUUCCUCCACACGCAGAUCGUGGUUGGCUCCCGAGAUACUAGCCAAUAACUCUGACCGAGUUUAAAAAAAAUCUUUCUCCACAUCGAGAAGUUCACAGGCAGAAAUGACGUCGGAGGGAAGAUCGAUGGAUUUUUACUCCACUUACUUCAGUGGGUGUGUGAGAUGUGAGCGAUCUCACCGUCAAACUGCCAUCGCGAGCUAAAAUAAAAUAUGUUUACUCUGUAUUCUCUCUCAACCACACUC